AAAUAUUUAAUGCCCACGGCUGUUGUAACUUGUGACGUGCCAGCUGAGCUUGCAAGGUUAACUGCAGGUUAGCACUGACAGUGUAGCAAUAACAGCUACUGGGAAACAUUACAGAGAAAGAAAGUGCAACUAAAACAGAGACAGACAACGAAGGCGACAUCUUGUAUCUCGUUUAAAUCUUAAAACCGUAAGCCAUUUCAGGUGUUGAACAGAUCAGUGCUCUGAAAUAAGUUUCACGUGGUGAGAAAUCAAAGCAAUGACAAUAGCUGAAUGACAUCGUUAACUCUGAUUCAGCUUUUUAAUGUCGUUAAACUACUUACAAGUUGUUACAUAUGCCGGCCUUAAUAGUUGAUUACUUUAGGUGGUGCAAUUAACUACAUUCAGACUACCUUCAGCUUAAUUAAAAUGUAGCAUAUUUCCCCAUCUUUGUGAUGCUUUAUGUAUUACAGUAUCUGAACAGGCCAGCUGUGAUUGAUGAUUUGUUAAACCAGCAAAAGUUUUAUUCCAAGAUUUUUCUGUUACUCAUUUCAAAGGAAUGUGCAGCAGAUGGCGUUCCCCAAUUUGUUCAUUUACCCUGAGAAGACUGGAAGAGGGGAAUGAGUAUCAGUUUCUAAUCGGUGCUUUCUCUGUGAAAACUUUCCCGUACUCCUUAUAAGGCAUUGACCGCCGGCUUAAGUAAUGUUACUAGGAAGCACCAUAGUAACAGUCUGAGUGGUAAUCUUCAACUUGCCAGACUACAUCCCCACCUCUGUCUAGUUCUGUGGAGUUGGAGAGAGUACAACUAAUACAACAGCAGCAUCGAAUGCAUAACGGCCCACGGGAUUUCUGGUAGCGAGGUCGUAUAACGGAAAAGGAGCGAACAAUUCAAAUGGGGAAAUCAGCUUCAAAACAGUUUGCUGAUGAAAUUCUGAAAGUCCACAACGAAUACAGGAAGAAACAUGGUGUUCCUCCCCUUAAGAACAGUAAAAAGCUGAACAGAGAAACACAGCAGUAUGCUGAAGCAUUGGCCAGCACAAGAAUUCUUAAACACAGCACUGAAUCCAGUAAAGGACAAUAUGGAGAAAACCUAGCGUGGGCUUCAUAUGAUCAACCGGCAAAAGAUGUGGUGGACAGAUGGUAUAGUGAAAUAAAAGUUUACAACUUCAAUUGCCCAGGAUUUUCAUCUAGCACAGGUCAUUUUACUGCAGUGAUAUGGAAGAGCUCCAAGAAAAUGGGCGUUGGAAAGGCUACGUCAAGUGAUGGUUCUAGCUUUGUUGUAGCAAGAUAUACUCCAGCGGGUAACAUUACAAACAAGGGAUUUUUUGAGGAGAAUGUCCCUCCUCCAAAGAAAAGUAGAUAAACAAAGACCAAAUAAAUAGGUUACGUGGAGACAAAAUAAUCCAUGUUUUGAAAUGCUAAUCAUAUUGGCAAACUUUGCUUUAGUAUGCCGGUCAAAGUGGCAGCAUGUUGAUUCACAUCUGCAUUGCACAGAAACUGUAUUUCAUGUAUUGGCUGAUUGAAACCUCCCAAGAAGUAAGCUGAUAUGCCACAAGGUCAAAUGACUGUUUAGCUGUGAUUUUUACUGUAAACUGUGAUUUCUAGAAGUUGAAUGUAGUUCUGUUGAGUUAACUUCCAGGAUUGUUUUAUAGAUGUUUUUAAAAUGUGUGUGAUCGGAAAGUAACAGUGAUAUAAUAAAGUGCACUUAUUACUUUGAUGAAUGAGAAGUGUAUGGAAGCAUCUUGGCAGUUUAGGAUGCCAGAUCAUUUUCAUUCCUUUCACAGAAGUAGCAUCUGUCAUGUUUUUGGCAAUUAAUUUUAUAAAGACAAAUCUUGUAAUUAAGGUCAUACAAGGGUUUUCAGCCAUUAAAAUGUUUAACUCUCAGAUUAAACCACUUAAAAUA
Messenger RNA from Protopterus annectens (West African lungfish), 1879 nucleotides. It is a transcript of the gene GLIPR2, whose product is annotated as GLI pathogenesis related 2. The transcript is spliced from 5 exons. Bases 869 to 1339 code for a protein of 156 amino acids. Lineage: Eukaryota; Metazoa; Chordata; Ceratodontiformes; Protopteridae. The record is from RefSeq and is a predicted model, not a curated record. Gene Ontology annotation, cellular component: extracellular region.